Messenger RNA from Cyclospora cayetanensis, 942 nucleotides. Its product is annotated as wnt inhibitory factor 1. The record is from RefSeq and is a predicted model, not a curated record. The transcript is spliced from 4 exons. Lineage: Eukaryota; Apicomplexa; Conoidasida; Eucoccidiorida; Eimeriidae. The coding region runs from base 1 to 942 and encodes 313 amino acids.
AUGCCAUGGAGAGGACCAGGGCAGGCACCGGUGUGCAAAUACAUCGAAGCAGAGAAGAGAAAAGACAAAAGGGUUGUUGAUAAACAGUCCAUCAGCCAUAGUGCAAGGGCCACGUCCGACUAUAUGGAGUUGCAGUUUCCGCCGUCUCGGAAGGAGGGUGCCUAUGCAGCGGCGACACAUAUCCCGUCGAUGGAGGAAAACCCUCAGUUUCAUGUCAGAUAUGCGCAGGCCGACGGAUCACCAGUCACUCCGGUACUUGGUGCGCUUUUUAGUGACUUUGGAAUUUCAGGUGCUUCAGCAGUGGCUUGCAAAGACAGCCCAUGCGAUGCGGCGCCUUGCUACGAGCAUGGAGAAGUCCGGGUUUGCGUCUGCCCCCCACCUUUUCGGGGUCCCACGUGUGUGGACAAGGCUUCGCUUUGUACUACGGAUUGCGGUAUCAGUCAGACUACCGGAAUCACUUGCUCGAGCGCGCUGUGUUCUCUGGGAGAAUGCGUCGAUGCGGAGGCAAGUCCGUUCUUCAAAUGCGAAUGCGGGGAUUUUUUUGAAGGCACCAAUUGCGAGAUCCCUGCAAACCCGUGCACAAGCAGCGUUAACCCGUGUGGGCAAGCCACAUGCACCUUUUCUCCAGGGAGAGGCUCAGGCACAGUCACGUGCCAGUGCAAUGAUGGUUGGGAAGUGGCAUCAGGGGCUGGUGUGGUUACGACCAAGUGGGGAAACAGCGAGGUCAUCAUGAACCCGCCGUGUAGCGUCCGUGUCAGCCGAGGCCUCGCGAAGAUUUCCUUCUCCUUAUCAUCAGGAGAGCUUAUGCUUUGGUGGACUGUCUUUGCUGUGAUUCUUUGUAUUCUCCUCUAUUGCUGCUACAGUGUAGCUGCAGAAUCGUGCGCCGACUGCUUUAAGAAGCUCAAGUUUGCGGGGCGGGUGCAAAAGGCCGCGGGAGCGUGA